Molecule: messenger RNA, 900 nt
Organism: Cadophora gregata
Lineage: Eukaryota; Fungi; Ascomycota; Leotiomycetes; Helotiales; Ploettnerulaceae
Exons: 5
Coding region: 1-900 (299 amino acids)
Biological process (GO): polysaccharide biosynthetic process
Molecular function (GO): dTDP-4-amino-4,6-dideoxygalactose:2-oxoglutarate transaminase activity; pyridoxal phosphate binding
Source: RefSeq, a predicted model, not a curated record
AUGCUGGACGCCACUUCUCUGAUCCCAUUCAAUCAGCCUUUGUCUUUGGGAGCUGAAAUCGAACACGUUAAAGCAGCUGCUGGCGGCGGAUGCCUUGGCGGUAAUGGAGAUUUCACUUGUCGUUAUUCAGAAUUCAUCGCCAAACUCAAUGGUCGCGGUAGGGUGUUUUUAACGACAUCUUGCACGUCUGCCUUAGAGAUAGCCGCGAUAGUUCUUGACGUCAAACCUGGAGAUGAAGUGAUUGUACCUUUAUAUACCUACGUAUCCACUAUAAACGCCUGGCUGCUGAGAGGAGCAACUCUUGUGUAUGUUGAUGUUGAGCCGGCAACUAUGAACAUCGAUCACAAAUUGAUCGAAGCUGCCAUAACACCCAAGACAAGAGUCAUUGUGGCUGUGCAUUAUGCAGGUGUUGCGUGCGAGAUGGAUAGCAUCAUGUCACUUGCCGAUAGAUACAAUCUACUUGUUGUAGAGGAUGCGGCUCAAGCCCUUACAGCCACCUACAAGUCACGCUGUCUUGGGUCCAUCGGGGACAUCAGCUGUUUCAGUUUCCACGAAACCAAGAACUUCACAUCUGGUGGCCAAGGUGGUGCACUAUCCAUUAAUAAAGAAUCGCUUCUCGCUCGUGCAGAGAUCGUGUACGAUAACGGAACGAACCGAAUGCAGUUUCUUCGAGGUCUGGUCAGCCGGUAUUGCUGGGAAGAUAUCGGAUCCAACUUCUUCAUGUCAGAGGUCCAGGCCGCAUACCUGUGGGCUCAAUUUGAGAAAGCACCCAUGGUACAGAGAAUACAUCAUGAGUUUUGGAGCCGGUACGAAAUUCAUCUUCAGCCUUUGGCAAGCCAAGGUCACAUAGUCAUGCCCUCGGUCCCAUCUGUAUCGGGCUACAAUCCGGUCGUUUUGUAG